Molecule: messenger RNA, 1465 nt
Organism: Oxyura jamaicensis (ruddy duck)
Lineage: Eukaryota; Metazoa; Chordata; Aves; Anseriformes; Anatidae
Gene: GFUS
Product: GDP-L-fucose synthase
Exons: 12
Coding region: 106-1077 (323 amino acids)
Biological process (GO): nucleotide-sugar biosynthetic process
Molecular function (GO): GDP-L-fucose synthase activity
Source: RefSeq, a predicted model, not a curated record
CCCCCGCGGACUCCAUUUCCCGAGGAGCCGAGCGGCGGCGCCCGGUGACGGCCAAGGAAGCGCGGCUGAGCCGAGCCGAGCCGUGCCAGAGGCAGGGCUGUGGCCAUGACGGAGGCGGCGGGGCCGAAGUCCAAGCGCAUCCUGGUGACGGGUGGCACGGGCUUGGUGGGCAGAGCCAUCCAGAAGGUGGUGGCAGAUGGAGAGGGGCAGCCGGACGAGGAGUGGGUCUUCGUGUCCUCCAAAGACGCCGACUUAACGAGCGCUGCGGAGACCAAAGCCCUCUUCGAGAAGCACAAACCCACCCACGUCGUCCACCUGGCUGCCAUGGUCGGGGGCCUCUUCAAAAACAUCCGUUGCAACCUGGAUUUCUGGAGGAGAAACGUCCAUAUCAACGACAACGUCCUGCACUCGGCCUAUGAGUGCGGGGUGCAGAAGGUGGUCUCCUGCCUCUCCACCUGCAUCUUCCCGGACAAGACGACGUACCCCAUCGACGAGACCAUGAUUCACAACGGGCCACCGCACAGCUCCAACUUCGGCUACUCCUACGCCAAGAGGAUGAUCGACGUCCAGAAUAGGGGCUAUUUCGAGCAGCACGGCUGCCGCUUCACCGCUGUCAUCCCCACCAACAUCUUCGGGCCGCACGACAACUUCAACAUCGAGGACGGCCACGUGCUGCCGGGGCUCAUCCACAAGGUGUACCUGGCCAAACAGACUGGCUCUCCUCUGACCGUCUGGGGCACCGGCAAGCCCCGGAGGCAGUUCAUCUACUCUCCGGAUCUGGCCCGGCUCUUCCUUUGGGUCCUGCGGGAAUACGAGGAGGUGGAACCCAUCAUCUUGUCAGUGGGCGAAGAAGAUGAAGUCUCCAUCAAGGAGGCUGCAGAUGCGAUCGUGGAGGCCAUGGACUUCAGGGGAGAGCUCAUCUUUGACACCACCAAGGCAGACGGGCAGUUCAAGAAGACAGCCAGCAACGCCAAGCUCCGGCGCUACCUCCCCGGCUUCCAGUUCACCCCCUUCAGACAAGCCGUGCAGGAGACCUGCGCCUGGUUCAGCACCAACUACGCCAGCGCUAGGAAGUGAGGGAGGCAGCGGCCGCACGCGCAUCCUCUUCGACUCAGGGUUGUCCUCUGCCGGGGCAGAGGAUGGGGCUGGGGGGUGACGGUGACAUUCCCAAAGGUGGAUGGGGGCCAGGGUCCUGGUGAGCGGGGACAGGGAGGGGGAAGAGGGAAAGAAAUCAUCGAGUAGCAUCUUAACGUAGAAAAGCCUAAGGAGAAGACCCCAUGCUCAGGUAGGGGGAGGAUUGGGGACCCCAAAAGUGCUGCUGGACCCCAAAUGGGGCAGUAGCAGCCACCAGUGGCCACGUUCCUCCCCCAGGGCAGAGGCUGGCAGCUCCUGCUGGGCUACUAUGCUGCUAAUUACAUGUAAUUAGGCUGUAAUAAAGAGAAGCUGAUCAGGGCUGUUCCUGCAG